AGCACUGCAACGCACGGCCCCGCCCCCUCUUUCUCCUCCCACGGUUUCCUUUUUCUUUCCGCCGCGGCAACAUUGAGCCGGGAUCGAGCUGCCGCCCCCCUUUCCUAGAUAGAAGCCAUAAUAAUUCCACCGAUCCAUUGCUGCCUCCCCGCACCUGCGCGUUUAUAAGCACGGCCAGUGGGGCGCUCGUGGAGGUGUUGCUCUCUCUCGGGACACGCAGACGCAGGCCACAAGAUCAGAUCAGGGAGAGAGCGAGGGGUAGGAGGACGCGACGACGGCGAUGUUUAGCGGCACGCAGCAGAAGUGCAAGGUGUGCACCAAGACGGUGUACCCCAUGGACCAGCUCUCCACCGACGGCGCCGUCUUCCACCGCGCCUGCUUCAAGUGCCACCACUGCAAGUCCACCCUCUCGUUUAGCAGCUACUCCUCGUUUGAAGGAGUGCCAUACUGCAAGCCCCAUUUCGCGCAGCUCUUCAAGGAGACCGGGAGCUACAACAAGAGCUUCCAAUCACCCGCGAAAAGUGCAUUGGAGAAGUUGACUCCUGAGCUGACUAGAUCUCCAAGUAAAGCCGCGGGCAUGUUUUCAGGAACACAGGAUAAGUGUGCCACUUGUGGUAAAACAGCAUACCCUCUUGAGAAGGUAACCGUUGAAGAGAAGUCUUACCACAAGUCCUGCUUCAAAUGCUCUCACGGAGGCUGCGCCCUUUCGCCGUCCAAUUACGCAGCGUUGGAAGGCAUCCUCUACUGCAAGCACCAUUUCUCCCAGCUUUUCAAGGAGAAGGGCAGCUACAACCAUCUAAUCAAGUGCGCUUCGGUCAAGCGCGCAGAGGCACAAACAAAAGCACAGCCGGCUACCGAUUCCUCCUGAUUGUGCCGUGUCUCCAGAGUGGGUUUUGAGGGCGAAAGUCUGGAAACCCUGCCCUUUCACUUGUACCCGCUGUGUGCUAUGUCCUAGCUCUGGGGGUACUGUGUGCUAUGUUCUAGCUCUGGGGAUACCAGGACCUAUCUAUUUCGUAUCCCCUUAUGUGCUGGCUCGUUCACAUUGCUGAACCAUGGAAUCCAGUUAUUUCGAAAGAAAUUGUUGUGCAUCAAGUAUUGGGUUUGCUUUGUUGGUUGCUAAUUUGCACUUAUGAGUUCCUUGUGUAGCUCAAUUGUUCAAGUUGACUUGUACAACAUUUUGCUGUCU
This is a messenger RNA of Brachypodium distachyon (stiff brome), 1186 nucleotides long. RefSeq names its product LIM domain-containing protein WLIM2a. Lineage: Eukaryota; Viridiplantae; Streptophyta; Magnoliopsida; Poales; Poaceae. Gene Ontology annotation, cellular component: actin cytoskeleton; plasma membrane. Bases 281 to 868 code for a protein of 195 amino acids. The transcript is spliced from 5 exons. Gene Ontology annotation, molecular function: actin filament binding. The record is from RefSeq and is a predicted model, not a curated record. Gene Ontology annotation, biological process: actin filament bundle assembly.